GCAAUCCCAACCAGCAACAUGCAGAAAGCAACCAUUCUUAUCGUAGCCAUAGUGGCUCUCACCGCCAUCGUUGAGGCAGCUCCACAGACAUAUCAGCAUUUGGUGUAUUAUCCUCCUCCGCCUCCACCACCACGACCCAUUCGUGUACGCCGCCAAGUGUUGGGCGGCUCCUUGAGCUCCAAUCCCGCUGGUGGUGCCGACGCUCGCUUGGAUCUCACCAAGGGCAUUGGUAAUCCCAACCACAAUGUGGCAGGUCAGCUUUUCGCUGCUGGAAACACGCAAUCGGGUCCAGUUACCACUGGUGGUACUUUGGCCUACAAUAACCAUGGCCAUGGUGCCUCUUUGACCAAAACCCAUACCCCCGGAGUGAAGGAUGUCUUCCAGCAGGAGGCCCAUGCGAACCUUUUUAACAAUGGCAGGCACAAUCUGGACGCCAAGGUCUUCGCCUCGCAGAACAAGCUGGCCAAUGGCUUCCAGUUCCAGCGCAACGGAGCUGGUCUGGAUUAUUCCCACAUCAAUGGACAUGGUGCUAGCAUAACCCACAGCAAUUUCCCUGGAAUUGGAAAGCAACUGGGUGCUGAGGCUCGCGCCAACCUGUGGUCUUCGGCGGAUCGUGCCACUCGCUUGGACCUGACAGGAUCAGCCAACAAGUGGACAAGCGGACCCUUCGCCAACCAGAGGACUGAUUUCGGAGCUGGCCUGGGAUUGUCUCAUCAUUUCGGUUAAGGGGAGACUCCAUGAAUACUUGUAAUAAUUUAUUAAUAAAGCUAAAACUUUAAAAAUUAA
Molecule: messenger RNA, 786 nt
Organism: Drosophila serrata
Lineage: Eukaryota; Metazoa; Arthropoda; Insecta; Diptera; Drosophilidae
Product: attacin-A-like
Biological process (GO): defense response to bacterium
Cellular component (GO): extracellular region
Source: RefSeq, a predicted model, not a curated record